Messenger RNA from Blepharisma stoltei, 2307 nucleotides. NCBI's taxonomy places the organism in Eukaryota, Ciliophora, Heterotrichea, Heterotrichida, Blepharismidae. The record is from the annotation of a GenBank genome assembly.
AUGGAAAAAGGAUAUGAAAAAUUAUCAAAAGUUCUAGGCUCAGACAAAAGUAAUAAACUUGAUUUUUUAGAAAAAAUAAUAGAAUGUGUCUUUCAAGACUAUGACUGCCUCCCUGAAGAGUUUGAAGCUCAAUUUUCAAAAUCGGUAGUUUACCUCCUCUGCUGAAUUUUGCUUCCAAGAAUCGACCCACCUCCAUUACCCCAAGAUUUAUUAAUCCUACGCUCUCAACUCGACAUUGACACUUCUAGUUUAUCUUCCAUCUUAUACAGCAAGCUGAUAGAAACCUACAAUAAGCCAGGCAUACCAGAAACUUAUAAAAUUUUGCUUUACAAUGACACACUUAUUUCAAUAUCUUUACUGAUCCCAAAAUUUAACACAGAAUUUUUAUCUGUCCUUCUGGCUAGUGACUCUAUUCCUCCUUUGCUAUGAAUUCUUACUUAUACUCAGUAUGCAAGCAUUGCAAUCCAAUUGCUGCCAAGAGCUAUCAUAAAGAAAGAUGGAGUAAAAGAAUUGAUUAAUUCCUUCGGCAAAGGUGACAAUAAAGACAAGCUUAAAAAUCUCGCUGUAAAAGUGCUGACUUCUCCGCCUAAUAAAUGAACAGAAAUACCAAGAGACGAGUAUGUAAGAAAUAUAUGUGAUCAAGCCGUAGACUUGAUGAUAAAUCAUAAGUGCGAUGCAUAUGUAGACUCUAUAUUAAGUGAAACUGCUAAUAUAUUGCUAAAUAAUUAUCCAGAUGAAGUUCUAAACUUAUUUUUGAGACAUAUAAUGAUAACUCCAGGAGAAAUUGAAAGCAAAAUGAUUUGUCUAGAAUAUUUGAUGAAAUAUAACCCUCCUCAUAGGCUUAUAUUAUACCAUGUAUCUAAUAACUUUGCGUUUUUUAUGAAUGCUUAUGAGUAUCUUCAAGGCUAUAAAGCAUUAUUGGUUAACUCAACAGUAAAUUCUAUUAUGCUGCAAUUUUUUAAGUAUUGGCCUGAAGCCUCUCAUCAGCUUUAUGAUUAUGUGUCGCAGCCUGACCAUUUAUGAUCAUUUACUAUCAAUGAUGACGGACAAGUCUUUGCUAUAGAUACUGCUCCAGAUCCAAUUGAAAAAAUUGAUUUUUACAAUAAAAUCACAAACUUGAUUGAGCUACUCUCUUCUUCUCCUUUAUCUGAAAAAGCUUGUGCAGACCUAUUUUCAAUGCUUCUCCAGCGUUUUAACGAGUCCUCACCUCUAGAUUCUGUAUAUCUCAUUGUAUAUAUGGUUCAAAAUUUAGGACAAGAAAGGCUGCUUAUGCAUCCUAAACAUAUGAGCUUCUUUUUAACAAAAAUGCUUGACUCCCAAGACCCAAGUAUUCUUGAAAUCACUUUGACAAUCCUCUCAAUGAGCUUAGCUGGCGUCUCUUUUUCCAUUGAAGAUAAAUCCUUUUUAAUCCAAAUUUCUCCAAAAGUAAUCGACCUUACAAGCCAUCAAAACCUUGAAAUAAAGCAGCUAGCUGGUGCUGUGAAUUCUAUGAUUUCUCAAGCGAUUUCACAAAGCACUAUAGAAGUCACAAAAGACGAUAAAUAUGCAGACAUAUAUAAAGAUCUAAGCUCAAAAAAGCCAUAUGAAAGAGCAUUAGGGUUAUUCAGGAUAAGCACACUAAUAAAAAACCAAGAAAUCGAAAUCCCAUGGAGUGCUAUAGAAAAUGCUAUAGAAGACGAAGACACUUUUGUGUUUGGGAACUUAGUUAAAGCUUAUAUGAGCUUGUUUACUGUAAAGAGAGAGCUCACAUUGCAGAGGCUUAAAACUGUUUAUCGCCAAGCUUCUGUUUUAUCGAAAGAAAAAAUUAUGGAAAUUAUAUAUCAGUUGAUAAGAAUGAUGCAGGAUAAAACAAUUUUGGUAGAGUCUAGCUUGUUUGUGUGGAUGAUAAGUUUGUUUAGUACAGAAGAAGAUGAAAUGCUGAGAAAUGGAAUUAUGAGUGUGAUUGCUGAGCUUGUGAAGUAUGGAAAAGGAGGGAUAAGUGGGGGUUUUUCGUUUGUGAUGAGAUCUGCUCUGAAUUCAGUGAAAAUAUCUUCUGCAAGGGUACAGUCAGCACAGCCUGUUGAUGGUCUGCUAGUGUCUGCUUUAAAGCUGAUUGCUAAAGCAGUUAAGCAUGUUCCUAUUGAAAUUCUUCAGGAUGAUAUCCAGGAUAUCCAUGAUUCAGUACACAUUUUAGAACAAUUUUAUAAAAAAGACGAUAAUAUCUCUAUACUUAUCAAAUCUAUACUUAUAAAGCUAGAAUCUUUAUAUUCAGAGCUGCUAGGAACGAUAAACAUUAAAAAUGUUCCAUAUGAUUUUGGAUUUAAAUAA